Sorex fumeus (smoky shrew) is the source of this 2396-nucleotide messenger RNA. RefSeq names its product RAB11 family interacting protein 4 (gene RAB11FIP4). The transcript is spliced from 15 exons. Gene Ontology annotation, molecular function: calcium ion binding. Lineage: Eukaryota; Metazoa; Chordata; Mammalia; Eulipotyphla; Soricidae. Gene Ontology annotation, cellular component: midbody; cleavage furrow; endocytic vesicle. The record is from RefSeq and is a predicted model, not a curated record. The coding region runs from base 140 to 2056 and encodes 638 amino acids. Gene Ontology annotation, biological process: regulation of cytokinesis; endocytic recycling.
CCCCGGCUGUCCCCGGGUGCGGGAGCGGCGCGGCGCGGCGGGGGAAACGGAGUCAGCGGCGGCGCGCGGGGCCUUUGUCUGCGCGCGGCGCGGGGAUGGCGGCGGCGCGGGGCCCGGGCUAGCUGCGGGGCCCGCGCGGAUGGCGGGCGGCGCGGGCUGGGCGGGCGCCCCCGCGGCUCUGCUGCGCUCCGUGCGCCGCCUGCGCCAGGUGUUCGAGGUGUGCGGCCGCGACCCCGACGGCUUCCUGCGCGUGGAGCGCGUCGCGGCGCUCGGGCUGCGCUUCGGCCAGGGCGAGGAGGUAGAAAAACUGGUGAAAUAUCUGGACCCCAACGACCUGGGGAGAAUCAAUUUCAAGGACUUUUGCAGAGGGGUGUUUGCCAUGAAAGGCUGUGAGGAACUGCUGAAGGAUGUGCUGUCCGUGGAGACCGCGGGGCCCCUGUCCUGCAUGCCGGAGAUCCCCGACUGUGGAGAGCAGGGAAGUGAGGGAGCUGACCCUGCCUUUGCUGAUGGCGAGCUCAUCCACAGAGAGCCCAGCAUCUUCCCUGAGGACGCGGAGGAGGCGAUGACACUGGCGCCCCCCGAGGGCCCCCUGGAGCCUGACCUGGACAGUUCAAUGGAGGCCACCCAGAACCUGGAGGGGCCUGUCGGGAGUCCCCCUGAGGAGAAGGACGGGGGCCUCCGGGGCCUGUUUCUGCCGGAGGACAAGUCGCUGGUGCACACGCCGUCCGUGACGCCGUCAGACCUGUCCACGCACUCCACUGCCUCGCUCCUCAGCAGCGAGGAGCAGUUUGAAGACUAUGGGGAGGGGGACGAUGUGGACUGUGCCCCCAGCAGCCCCUGCCCCGACGACGAAACCAGGACCAACGUCUACUCGGACCUGGGCUCUUCCGUGUCUUCCAGUGCGGGACAGACCCCCAGGAAGACGCGGCACGUGUACAACAGUGAGCUGCUGGAUGUGUACUGCUCCCAGUGCUGCAAGAAGAUCAGCCUGCUCAAUGACCUGGAGGCCCGGCUGAAGAACCUGAAGGCCAACAGCCCCAACCGGAAGAUCUCCAGCACAGCAUUCGGACGGCAGCUCAUGCACAGCAGCAACUUCAGCAGCAGCAACGGCAGCACCGAGGACCUGUUCCGGGACAGCAUCGAUUCCUGUGACAACGACAUCACCGAGAAGGUGAGCUUCCUGGAGAAAAAGGUGACAGAGCUGGAGAAUGACAGUCUCACCAACGGGGACCUCAAGAGCAAGCUGAGGCAGGAGAACACACAGCUGGUGCACAGGGUGCACGAGCUGGAGGAGCUGGUGAAGGAUCAGGAGACGACAGCGGAGCAGGCCCUGGAGGAGGAGUCCCGGCGGCACCGGGAGGCCUACAGCAAGCUGGAGCGGGAGAAGAACACGGAGAUCGAGCUGCUCACUGCCAGGGUGCAGCAGUUGGAGGAAGAAAACUUGGACCUGACCACCACCGUGGCCCGGCUCAGGUCGCAGACAGAGAAACUGGAUGAGGAGCGGCAGCGCAUGUCAGACAGGCUGGAGGACACCAGCCUGCGGCUCAAGGACGAGAUGGACCUGUACAAGCGCAUGAUGGACAAGCUGCGGCAGAACCGCCUUGAGUUCCAGAAGGAGCGGGAAGCCACGCAGGAGCUCAUUGAGGACUUGCGGAAGGAGCUGGAGCACCUGCAGAUGUACAAGCUGGACUGUGAGCGACCGGGCCGGGGCCGCAGUUCAUCCUCCGGCCUGGGUGAGUUCAAUGCCAGGGCCCGCGAGGUGGAGCUGGAACACGAGAUCAAACGGCUCAAGCAGGAGAAUCAUAAGCUGCGAGAUCAGAAUGACGACUUGAAUGGACAGAUCUUGAGCCUCAGCCUCUACGAAGCAAAGAACCUCUUUGCCACCCAGACCAAAGCGCAGUCUCUGGCAGCGGAGAUAGACACGGCCUCCCGUGAUGAGCUCAUGGACGCUCUAAAGGAGCAGGAGGAGAUCAACUUCCGGCUGAGACAGUACAUGGACAAGAUUAUCCUGGCCAUCCUGGACCACAACCCGUCCAUCCUCGAGAUCAAGCACUGAGAGAGAGUGGGAUGCUGGCUGAGAGAGGCCUCCCGAUCCCUGGGGCCUGGGCACGCCUGCCCAAAGGUGUGGCCCCGCGGGCCUCGUGCACACCGUCAGUGUAUCUCUGGCCACCGUGGGACGUGUGCGCGCGCGUGCGGGAGGCUGUGUGCAGCGUCCGGGGGGAGCAGGCGUGGCGGGGUGUCUGCACCAUUCCUUUGCCCUUCGUGCACUUUGGCGUCUGGCUGCAGGAGCAUCCGCCGUAGGGAGUUCCUGUAAUGAGGUGUGGAAGCUCAUGUUUGCGGAACUGGAUGAAAUGAUUCUACCUCUGGGGAUAAGGAUUAAAACUACUCUAAUAAGA